UCCGCCUCUUUUCAUAUCUGUCAAAGUCGGGUAGUCGUCAGACGGCGCUACGUUUUCAAAUUAUUAUAGCAGGUGUGUGUGUGUGACUGUGUGCUUGAUUUAACGGCUCGUGUUUAUAAAUCAAACCAAAAGUAGUUUCACGAGCCCAAAUAUGGAAUCUACCGCCAAUACAGUUUCAUCGCCGAGUAAACUGUUACCAAGGGCGUGUCAUGAACGUGUGUCGGCUGAAAAUGAAAAAGACAAGUGUCAAGAGAAGUCGCUGGUCGAAACGAGUCACUUUGAGUUCGACGAAGUGGAUGGCUUGCGAGGAAAAGCAAAUUUUAACUGGCUCGAUGUAGUCUGCAUCGUUGUUUCCAUCAGCAGUUAUUUGGCUGAUCUUAUCACUGACGGAUUUAUGGCUGCCACAUAUUUCAAUUUGGGGCACCAUUGGUAUUUUGGGUUUACAUUGGCUUUCGUGGCCAUACCUGCUCUCACCAUGUCUGGUUUGAGUACAAAGUGGUACAUUAAAGAUCAGAACAACCAAAACUUUCCUCCAGUGUCUACAUGUACCUGGGUGUUUCGCAUAUUCUGCCUAAUAUUUUUUCUUUCUCCAGUCGCAAGAUAUGUUGACACCCUUCGCUAUGGACUUCAAAGUAGACGAGCCAAAAAGAGGAAGGAAUACAACAAAAUGGGCCAGUGUUAUGCUAGAAUGGCCUAUGAAGAUGCUGAUGCCACAUUCCUAAGACUGUUUGAAUGUUUCAUGGAAUCUGCUCCACAGCUAGUGUUACAGUUGUACAUUAUGGCAAAAAACACUUUCAGUUUUGGAACUGAUCCUAUAGCUGUGACUUUCCAAGCUGCCUCUGUUGUCACUUCUGUCGUCAGCUUGGCGUGGGCAUUGACGACUUACAACAGAUCACUGCGCUUUGCCCAAGUAGACAAGGAAAACAUUCAUUUGCUGGGAACUUGCGUUCUCUUCUUAGCUCAUCUUUUUGGGAUAGUUGCUCGAGUCAUUGCACUGACUGUCUUUGCUUCCGAAUACGGUUGGUUUAUUUGGCCUGUCUGUCUUGGCCACUGGAUCCUAAUGGCUAUAUGGCUUUGGUUGCAGGCAACAGCCGCGUGCUCCACCCGCACGGAAGAAUUCUUCUUUUGCCUUAUUUUAGCCAUCAUCCAUGUCUUCACAUUCUUCAACGUCAAACCCGAUCGAACACGUUUCCGAUAUGCUUUCUAUUACGCUGUUUGUUUUUUCGAGAACACCAUUCUUAUGGUGUUGUGGUGGAUUAAGGUUGCUGAUAUAGCCCCACCUCGUCCUUGGUUUCACUUCCCGGCCCUGUUCGGCCAGAUAGGAUCCUUUGUACUGAGUAUCGCUCUACUUGCAUUUUACUACAAGUGUCUUCAUCCGAACCUGUUGCUGCCCAAUGUCGGCAUAUGCAACAAGGAUGGAGCAACCUUAUGCCUAAGCGAUACUCACCCUCCUAUAAUCAAUGGUGUUCCUUCCCCUCGUACUAGUCCGGCUCGACUCGGCAGACUCGACAUCAUUCAACGCGAAGAUGUCCAUCCUGAAAUGUAGAAUCUCUAUUUCUGUCCUCCACUUUGAAAAGAUCUGAAUUGAUCUUAUUUCCGAUGACUUGACAAACUUUUCUGUACAUACUCGUCAGCUUCAAUCAGGGAAUAACUUGACUUGCGCAUUUGCACUUUUUUGUGGUUUGCUCUUUCGUGAUACCCUCGCACUUACUUACUGCUGCUGCUAAGCACAAUUUCCUAUGAUAAUAAUACACCGUAUUUUGCACUACCGUGUUUGUAUUAAAAAUACCCUUGAUAAGUAAUGUGAUCUGUGUAUUUUCACGACGUGGUUGAUGCUAUAUGCGUUGCUUUCAAUAACCUUUUAAAUUGUAACGCCUUGGAAGUUUAGUAGAGAUAGAAAACGAAAUGUAGGGGAGAGACCGGGACUAUGUGGGACAUGGGGCUACAUGGGACAUCGCAGUUUUGAGCAUGUUCCCGUAAUUUUUUUAAAAUAAUUUUUGUUACCAUAUUUGAGCAUUUACCAUUCCCCAUGUUGGGUAAAAAAAUUAUUAAAAAAGAAAUUACGGGAACAAUGGAACAUGCUCAAAACUGAGAUGUCCCCAUAACCAUAUAUGGGCUGAUGACGCGCACCGAGACGCCUCCCAUAAGUUACAUCAGCGUAUUAGUUACAGUAACAUUGCAAGUUACAUUGCAUGCAAAACGAUCAUUCUCAUUAUUCGAAACCGGUGCCUUCGCCUGAACGAUCACUUUUCUUUGGGUCCCGCCAUAGUAUGGUCGUUCUCAUAUCUUCUUCUUGCUUUGGUAUUCCAUAAAUACUCAACAAAGGCAACAUUUCAAGUGACAUUCCGUUUUUAGUGACAUACUAAGUUGUGAGAAGAAAACCCAGUGAUUCUGUCUAUUGAUGGUGGUCGCCGUAAAAACUGCUUCAGUUCAGAGACAAACCCCCAGCCUAAAAUAUGGCGGACCCUGUGGAAAAUAGUGUUGUUAAUCGUGAAGUUGGUGAUUCAGACAAUAGUACUUCGGAACUCGCUGAUGUUGUUGCUGAUGAGCGUCCAGGAACAUCGGUUGACCUAUAUAUUGUAAGUUCUCUUGAUGACGUCAUUCACGAAACUGUGAGCCACUAUGGUCGGGAUUGCGAAACUCUUCUAAGAGAUGGAGGAACAUCAGAAGUUAUACUGAAUAUGUUCUGGAUUGUGGUUUCAUCGAUCUUGUAUGUGUUUGAUGUUGCAACUGAUUUUGUUUGGGUUGCUGUACAUUAUAGAAACAACGACUAUUGGUAUUUUGGGCUUACGCUGUUCUUUUCCACGACCCCUUCCCUUGUCAUGGCCAUUGUAAGUGCCAAUUGGUAUAGGGCAGAAAGAAAUAAGGAUCUAAAUGACGCAAAUAAAUUAAACAUCAGGGAUCUAUUUCCUCCUGAAUCAAAACCCAUCUUCAUUUUAAAAUGUGUGUGUGGGUUUUUUCUUCUUGGACCUCUCCCUAGAUAUUGUGAAGCGCUUUACUACGGAGUACAGUGUAUUCAGUUCUACGCUAAAGCUGUCCAAUUUCCUCCCUUCCAUGGAGCAAAAAAAAAGGAAGCGUCCACCAAAAUGGGCCAGUGUUUUUUUCGGAUGACAUACGAAAAUGCCGAUGCCACAUUCCUCACACUAUUUGAAUGUUUUAUGGAAUCGGCUCCGCAGCUAGCCUUACAGCUGUACAGACUGUCAGUCAAGAAGUUUGACUUUGGAGAAAACAUUUUUUAUAGUGUUGUCUCUGUGGUAUUUUCCUUCACCAGUCUUUCUUGGACAUUAAUGAUUUAUGAUCGGAAGCUGUGUUUUAUGAAAGGAAUUUCGGAGAGAGCAUCUCAACAACAGCCCAUUCUGUCUUGUGUCUUGCAAGGGCUGAAUAACGUGUCGAUUAUAAAAAUUGCUCAAAAAUUUCCCAUGAAAAAGUGCCUUCUUCUAUUUUUUGCAAAUCUUUUUUGGAUAGUUUCUCGUUUCAUCCCGCUGAUUUCGUUUACUUCCGUUUACGGCUGGAUCAUUUGUGUCAUCUGCCUUAUCCACUCUAUCCUGUUGGCUUUGUGGCAUUGGUGGAAGAAAUACAACAUUACUUACACGUCA
Daphnia pulicaria is the source of this 3596-nucleotide messenger RNA. RefSeq names its product XK-related protein 4-like. The record is from RefSeq and is a predicted model, not a curated record. Gene Ontology annotation, cellular component: plasma membrane. The transcript has 8 exons. NCBI's taxonomy places the organism in Eukaryota, Metazoa, Arthropoda, Branchiopoda, Diplostraca, Daphniidae. Gene Ontology annotation, biological process: phosphatidylserine exposure on apoptotic cell surface; engulfment of apoptotic cell; apoptotic process involved in development. Bases 152 to 1546 code for a protein of 464 amino acids.